This is a messenger RNA of Malaclemys terrapin pileata, 4857 nucleotides long. RefSeq names its product 5'-nucleotidase, cytosolic IA (gene NT5C1A). The record is from RefSeq and is a predicted model, not a curated record. The transcript is spliced from 6 exons. Gene Ontology annotation, biological process: adenosine metabolic process; nucleotide metabolic process. Gene Ontology annotation, molecular function: magnesium ion binding; nucleotide binding; 5'-nucleotidase activity. Lineage: Eukaryota; Metazoa; Chordata; Testudines; Emydidae. Gene Ontology annotation, cellular component: cytoplasm; cytosol. The coding region runs from base 115 to 1227 and encodes 370 amino acids.
CCUAUAAAGCGCCCCCGCCAGCGGAGCAGCGGGGCUGAGGCGCGCGCGCCGCGUCCCGGGGAGACCCAGCAGCGCAGCCGCUCGCGCUCCGGCCGCCCGCUCCGAGCCGGGGAGAUGGAGCCGGCAGCCGCUGGGAAAGGCUCGUCCGCGGCUGGCCAAGCGGCCGGCGGGGCGCAGGAGGCCGGGACGCCGCAGCGCUGGGAGGAAGCCAAGACUUUCUAUGACAGCCUGACCCCUAAAAAGAAACCCAAACCACCAAAGCCUGAGAACGCAAUAACAAUCGCAGUGUCCUCACGGGCUCUCUUCCGCAUGGAGGAAGAGCAGAAGAUUUACACAGAGCAAGGGGUGGAGGCAUAUGUGAAAUACCAGCUGGACCAUGAGAAUGAACCCUUCCUACCCGGCGCUGCCUUCCCAUUUGUCAAGGCCCUUGAAGCUGUCAACACUCAGUUGCGAGAGCUCUACCCCGACAGCGAAGAACUCUUUGAUAUUGUCCUCAUGACCAAUAACCACGCCCAGGUUGGAGUCCGCCUGAUCAACAGCAUCAAUCAUCACAAUCUGUUCAUCGAGAGGUUCUGCAUGACGGGAGGGAACAGCCCCACUUGCUACCUGAAGGCCUAUCACACCAACCUGUACCUCUCCUCUGACGCCGAGAAAGUGAGUGAGGCCAUUGAAGAGGGAAUCGCCGCGGCCACCGUGUUCAGCCCCAGCAAAGACGUGAAAGUGUCGGAGAACCAGCUGCGGGUGGCGUUUGACGGGGACGCCGUCCUCUUCUCGGACGAGUCGGAGCAGAUUGUGAAGGCGCACGGCCUCGACAUGUUCUUUGAACACGAAAAGGCUUAUGAGAACAAGCCGCUGGCCCAGGGGCCGCUGAAAGGCUUUCUGGAAUCCCUGGGGAAGCUGCAGAAGAAGUUCUACUCCAAGGGUCUGAGACUGGAGUGUCCGAUUCGCACCUACCUGGUCACUGCCCGGAGCGCUGCCAGCUCUGGGGCUCGUGCCCUAAAGACUCUCCGCAGCUGGGGACUAGAAACCGACGAAGCCCUGUUCCUGGCCGGGGCCCCUAAGGGGCCGCUGCUGGAGAAGAUCCAUCCACACAUCUUCUUCGACGACCAGAUGUUCCACGUGGAGGGGGCGAAGGAGAGUGGCACCAUCGCGGCCCACGUCCCGUACGGCGUAGCACAGAAGCAGAGGCGGAUGGCGCAAGAGAAACAAACCAAGAACAGCAAGUAGUGUUGCUGGCGGUGACUGCAGGUGCUCGCUGGUUGGGUAGCUACCCAAACCAUCCCUGACCAGGGCACCAUGCGUGGAUUGAUAUCCGGGUCUGCAGGGGCUGAGCGUCUUUGUUGAUUAGUAUUGAAGUUGUAGGUGCCUUGUCCGGGUGGGUUGAAGGAAAGGUUUCCUUUUGCCUAUGUGUGUUGCACUUUAUUGACCGUCUCUGACCCUCCAGCCCCAAAUCACCCCCCAUGCAUAAAGGUCAGAAGGGUCAACCAAUGCCUAAUCCCUCCUCUGCUACCUUUGCUCCUGCGUCUCAGCAUCAGCCAUUGCUGACUUGUGCCACAUUGGCUGUCACCUCAUCUCCACACCUGCCUCAAAACCCUCAUGCCUAAGCCCAGCACCAGCCAUCCUGAUCCUGCUAUGCCUCCUCUGGGGUUCCGGGGCCCAUAAAAACCCAGAGAGGAGCUCACGCUUAAGUUCUGCACCAGAUGUUCUCCACAAAGCUUGGAGAACUUAAACCAAAACCCAGCCAGACUUGAUAAGUCUACAGGAGCGGGGACCUUGCAUUGGACAGGAUCUGUGAGAACCGGGCUCCCCUUCUGUGGAUCUUAUAUUCCAACCCAAUUUAAACUUUUGGUGCUCAUUUAAAAAAAAAAAACAGGGAAAUUCCCAGUCCAAGAACUUUGAUAUAUUAAAAACAAAAAGAAGUCACGACUGACAAUGUGUUUCCGUGGAAUCCAGCUUACACGCAGGAAUAAUGAUCCGCUAUUGUUACAAAACAUUGACAGUUUUAAAUUUUAAACGGACUGGAAAUGUGGUUAAGGGAUGCAGCCAAUUUCCCACCACUGUUGCUGCCCCCACCCAACUUUCAGUUUAUCUGCUCAUGUUUGAGAAAACAGAAACUCUAGAUAGGAAAAUGUCAAGCCCUAUUUCCUAGUCAGCGUUUUGGGCCAAUAUGUGAUGGCCCAAAUUUGGGUGCUACUAUUGGAUACCUAAAUCCAUAAGUGGCACCUGGAAAAAAAGCGUCUCAACCUGAGCAUCUGAAAACUGAGCCACAUAAAAUCAGAAACCACUUUUCAAAGUGUGGCUUCCUGGCCUCUGGACCCAGGCUGGGAAUAUGUGUAAGUUGAAAGACCGUCCCAACCUAUGGUGGGUGAGGGGAGAGAGACAGAUAUUUUCUUGAAAUUGACAAUUACAUCAGCUGAGAAUUUGAGCCUGAGUCUUUCGUUAACCAUAGCAAAAUUCAAGUUUCAUUCAAACCGAGGCCACUGUGCAAUUGAUCGUCCUUCUCCUGGUACUUUCCUGAAGUAGACAGAUGCUGCGUCCUUCUCCUGGUACUUUCCUAAAACCUGUGGUGUCUCCUGAAGUAGACAGAUGCUGCUAACACAGUGGGAAAGAAGUAAAUCCCCAAUUCGGAGAGGUUUCAGAGGGGUAGCCGUGUUAGUCUGAUGAAGUGGGUUCUAGCCCACAAAAGCUUAUUCCCAAAUAAAUGUGUUAGUCUCCAAGAUGCCACAAGGCCUCCUCGUUGUUUUUGCCACUUCAGAAAGGAAUCAGUCAGAGAACUGUUCUGAAAGCCGUGUAUGGAAUUCACUCAACAUUCUUAGUGCAGAUUGGAGGAACGAUAGAAGGUUAAAGAUCAUUUUAAAAAUGACUCCUUCCCUGUGGUGGUGGUCUAGGUAGCACAAGUAGCAAUGGUCAUGGUUAGGAUUGCCUGGCACUUACCAUUAUAAGACCAUGUUUUCAAUUGCUUAUAACUUUACCAAACUUAGACCAUUUCAUUGGGGCUGAAAUUUUCCACAUGAGGUGGCUGCCUUUGGCUGACUUUUUUGCACAUUUUCAGUUAAAAUGGUUCGGCCAUUUCCAAGGAUGAGAUUAGGGCUAGGGUUAUUAUGUAUCAGCUGAAAUAAUAUUAACAAUCAACCAUACGCUUCACCACUUAUCCUGUUGGUUUGUUCCUUGCACUAAAUCCUGCUUGGACAAUGAAAGCACUGGUAAGUUUUUUAUCUUGUUUCUCUGCUCAGUUUCACGUUGAGAUUCACUCUGCUGCCGUGUUGGGGUUGCAGACACCUCAGGGGAAGGUUUUAAAUUCAAACCAAAAAACUUGAAAGAAACAAAAUAUCACAAAACCAUUUCUAUUAAUAUUCAGUUUUAUGAAAAGUAGGAGGAGGUUCGGUUGGGGUCAAAACUGUCUGACAGGGAUCCUUCCAACCAGCCUGUCGGGAUACGUGCAGGGCUUCCUUGUAAACAUCCCCAAGGUGCUUCCUGUAGAUUGGCAUUGACUGACAUCUUUGGAAGUUCUGCCACGUGCAAGCAGUCCAAGUCAGAUCUUCCCCCAAGUCUAGAAGAUGACAUUGCAACAGGAAGUACUAGUUGUAAUGAAGAGCAGAACGGUCUGCUAACAUUUAUGAAAUUGUAUCUGUCUGGGUCUGGGACUUGUUGAAAUAUUGGCGUGGGGGCAGGGGGAGUGUUGUGAUUGAACAUAGCCAUCUGUGUAAGUGUGUAUAUGGGAGAGUGAUUGUAACAGGUGGUCUUUGUGUGUGUGUGUGUGUGUGUUUGAAAGAGAUUGUACAUGGAUGCAUGUGAGUAUUUGUGCGUGUGUGAUAUCAUAUACUUGUGUGUGUCAGAGCGAUUGUACAUGGAUGCGUGUGAAUGUGUGAUAUAUUCUAUAUACGUGUGUGUGUGUGUGUGUGUCAGAGAAAGAGAGAUUGUACAUGGAUGCAUGUGAGUAUCUGAUUGUGUGUGUGUGUGUGUAUGCACAUGUGUGUACAAUAGUGUUACUUGCGGGGGGUGAGUGAGCAAGAGAGAGUAUUUAAAAACAGCACUCUGGGGUAGAGAGAGCUUGUCCCUCUCAAAAGAAACCCCAGUAACAGGGGUUUGACCUGCUGGCCAGCAGACCUCCGGUCUAAGCCGCCUCUAGCUCUGGGAAAGAGCUUGUGCCCAGUUCUGGAGGCGACCAGGGGAAGCACAGACUGUGCGGUGCCAGCACCACGGCCACCAGAGGGCUGCGUGACUUGCACUUUAAUUUUGUUUCCAACACUUAAGACAAAAAGAGAGAACUGCAGAGGGCCAGGAACCAGUGUAUUGAGCAACUCCUGCUUUGCCUCUUCUCAUUCACUGCCAGCACGAGGCAAGUACACCCAGAGCUCCCUUCCCUGCUUGUCCUGGGGGGAGGCCCCAGGAGAUUGUCCCCAAAAUACAGGACUCUGAGAAAUGAGGACUGCCCACUGUAGUGCGUGAAUCCUGCCUGCAUUGAAUGGGUUCAUUGCCCUACUCAUGUUUGACCUUCACUGUACAGUUUUGUCCAUAUUGCUUCCUAGGGUGCCCCAUCAUUGGCUGACUUGGAUUUCACUGCUUUUGUGGCUGGCUUGCUUGUGUCCGUCUGUCAUCUCCUAGGUCGGGAUGGAUUUUCCGUCCUGCCAGCAGCCCCCUUGAAAUGGUCCACCAGGACCCUUAGCUCGUCACACCCUUGGAUGGCUUGGUGGCAUUUCUUGCAGCGAACCAGCUGCUACUGGGCCCUCCUGGCUGUUGUGGUGUUGUGUGGGUUUCACUCCUGUGUCCUCUGAUGGUUUUAUCUGUGAAUGAACUGGUGUAGCCAUGGAAAUUCCUAUGCCUGUUUGUCUGUAAUAAACUACAGCUGGUACUAUU